This is a messenger RNA of Punctularia strigosozonata HHB-11173 SS5, 333 nucleotides long. RefSeq names its product PWI domain-containing protein. Gene Ontology annotation, molecular function: RNA binding. The record is from RefSeq and is a predicted model, not a curated record. The transcript has 3 exons. Lineage: Eukaryota; Fungi; Basidiomycota; Agaricomycetes; Corticiales; Punctulariaceae. Gene Ontology annotation, cellular component: spliceosomal complex. Gene Ontology annotation, biological process: regulation of mRNA splicing, via spliceosome; mRNA processing. The annotation marks the transcript as partial.
GAGCUCAAACUCCUCAAGACUCUCAAGUUUCCCCCGGAAUUCGACAAAAAGGUCGAUAUGCGGAAAGUAAAUCUACAGGUCAUUCGGCCUUGGGUAACCAAGAAGGUGGUUGAAUUCGUUGGCUUUGAAGACGAGGUCGUCGUCGAGUACGCCAUGGGUCUCAUGGAGGAUGAGAACUUUCCUGACCCGAAAAAGAUGCAGAUAAACCUAACCGGUUUCCUCACUUCAUCUACCCCCGCUUUCAUGUCAGCCCUCUGGAACCUCCUUCUCGAGGCUCAGGAGUCUCCCGCAGGCGUCCCGAAAACGUUUGUGGAGGAGAAGAAAGAGGAAAUG